UGGAACUCGAGGGAAAAAAACCUAUUACGACAACCUUGUACCUCCCCGUUCUCCCUUCUCUUUACAGGGACAAAACUUGUUGCAGAGGCAGUAAUAGCAGCUGCCCGGUAAAGUGGCAAGCAGGUACCAUGUUGUCUUCAUCAGGUCGUGCAGUGAGGAAGCUAUGCUCCUCUUCUUCUUGCACCGCCGCCUCUGUUGUCAGAAACCGUAACUUGUUGCUCAGAGAAAGAUACAUUUCCCCACUUGUAUCAUCAAAUUUAGCAAAAUAUUCGAAAACAACACAACCCAGAGCCAUUCCUUUCCUUUUCAAUAACUUUUCAUUAUAUUCUACAACAGCAGCAGCAUCAACCGCAGCAAUAACAUCAGCCUCAGCAGCAACAGCUAACAAUCAUUUGGAGGAGGCAUCACAACCAAACCUGAGUGAUGCAUAUUCUGCUAUAGAGCUUGCAUUAGAUUCAGUUGUCAAGAUUUUUACUGUUUCAAGUAGCCCCAAUUACUUCCUUCCAUGGCAAAAUAAGUCACAGCGUGAAACCAUGGGUUCUGGAUUUGUUAUUACUGGAAAAAAAAUUCUUACAAAUGCUCAUGUGGUGGCUGAUCAUACAUUUGUACUCGUAAGAAAGCACGGGUCUCCCACCAAAUACAGAGCUGAAGUUCAAGCUGUUGGUCAUGAAUGUGAUUUAGCUAUUCUAGUUGUUGAAAAUGAAGAAUUCUGGAAGGGUAUGAAUUUCUUGGAGCUAGGAGACAUCCCAUUUCUGCAGGAAGCUGUUGCAGUCGUCGGGUAUCCUCAAGGUGGGGACAACAUAUCUGUUACCAAAGGUGUUGUCUCCAGAGUUGAACCAACACAAUAUGUACACGGAGCAUCCCAGUUAAUGGCAAUACAGAUUGACGCUGCCAUAAAUCCUGGGAAUAGCGGUGGUCCAGCAAUAAUGGGAAAUAAAGUUGCCGGUGUGGCUUUCCAGAACCUAUCAGGUGCUGAAAAUAUUGGCUAUAUAAUUCCUGUUCCUGUAAUCAAGCAUUUUAUAAAUGGCGUGGAAGAAAGUGGAAAAUAUGUUGGAUUCUGCUCUAUGGGCCUAUCAUGCCAACCAACUGAAAAUGUUCAACUGAGAAAGCACUUUGGUAUGUGCCCUGAAAUGACAGGGGUACUUGUGAGCAAGAUUAAUCCGCUGUCAGAUGCACAUAGAGUCCUAAAAAAAGAUGAUAUUAUCCUUGCCUUUGAUGGAGUGCCUAUAGCUAACGAUGGAACAGUGCCUUUCCGAAACAGAGAGCGGAUAACUUUUGAUCACUUAGUGUCUAUGAAGAAACCCAAUGAAACAGCUUCAGUUAGACUUUUGAGGGGUGGUGAAGAGCAUGAAUUCAGUAUCACCCUUAGACCUUUGCAGCCCCUAGUUCCUGUUCAUCAAUUUGAUAAGCUUCCUAGUUAUUACAUUUUUGCUGGUCUGGUCUUUGUUCCACUAACACAACCAUACCUUCACGAGUAUGGAGAAGAAUGGUAUAAUACAUCACCUCGUCGAUUAUGUGAACGUGCAUUGAAGGAGCUGCCAAAAAAGGCUGACCAACAACUUAUCAUUCUUUCUCAGGUGCUCAUGGACGAUAUAAAUGCAGGGUAUGAGCGUCUUGCAGAACUACAGGUUAAGAAAGUCAAUGGAGUAGAAAUCGACAAUUUGAAGCACCUGUGCCAACUUGUCAGGGACUGUAGUUCAGAGAGCUUGAGGUUCGAUUUAGAUGAUGAUAGGGUAAUUGCGUUGAAUUAUCAGUCUGCAAAAGUAGCAACUUCCAGAAUUUUGAAACGUCACAGGAUACCUUCCGCCAUGUCCAGCGACCUUAGUGCUGAACAAAAUAUACCAGAAAGUGAGUCGGCCAGCUCAAGCUGAUUUUUUUUCGCGGCAUUUCAUGAUAAUGGAACAACCACAAACAUUUGUUGGCUUACACAAAAUUUUGGUCACAUAGUUUGGUAGUUAAUUAUUCGAUUCUCUCAAUAUCUAUUUCUAAAUCGAUAUAUGCCAUGGAUGAAUUUGAAAUUUA
Molecule: messenger RNA, 2022 nt
Organism: Populus nigra (black poplar)
Lineage: Eukaryota; Viridiplantae; Streptophyta; Magnoliopsida; Malpighiales; Salicaceae
Product: protease Do-like 10, mitochondrial
Exons: 8
Coding region: 129-1871 (580 amino acids)
Biological process (GO): proteolysis
Molecular function (GO): protein binding; serine-type endopeptidase activity
Source: RefSeq, a predicted model, not a curated record